AUGUACGCUGAUGAUAGCAUUCCACAUCAAGCAGCAGAGACUGCCAGCUUAAUAUCUCGAAAUCUGCAAGAUUUGCUAAAUGUUGAAAAUUGGGUUGAUAAGAGUCGCCUAGUGCUAAACGAAGAGAAAUCUAAGAGUAUCCUUAUUGGUAGUCGCCAAAAGUUGAAAAAGGAGGAACCUUUGAUCUUAACUAUUAAGGACAAAAGUAUUAAUCAACUUUCGUCAGUCAAAUUACUGGGUGUACAUGCGGAUGAAACUCUGAGAUGCAAACCUCAUUGCGAGUCUCUCCUAAAAAACUGUUCAAGAUCACUUGGUCUAUUAUAUAGAUUCUGA
This is a messenger RNA of Paramuricea clavata, 333 nucleotides long. NCBI's taxonomy places the organism in Eukaryota, Metazoa, Cnidaria, Anthozoa, Malacalcyonacea, Plexauridae. The record is from the annotation of a GenBank genome assembly.